Molecule: messenger RNA, 1601 nt
Organism: Gracilinanus agilis (Agile Gracile Mouse Opossum)
Lineage: Eukaryota; Metazoa; Chordata; Mammalia; Didelphimorphia; Didelphidae
Gene: YPEL2
Product: yippee like 2
Exons: 5
Coding region: 280-639 (119 amino acids)
Source: RefSeq, a predicted model, not a curated record
GCCGAGCGGAGCCUAGCCGACCUGAGCUGAGCUGAGCUAAGCUCUGGCCGGAGCCAGACCGUCCGCCUGACCAAAGCGGAGCUGCUGACGGCGUGCUGCGGACCUCUGCUUCUAAGUGAUACCUUCCUCCGAAGCCAGUGUGUGGAGCCUGCCCCACACCCGCCACCUGCCAAAACCACGGCCUUUACCUGUGUCUUCCGGUGUUUCCCCUGCGACCCUUCCUGCGGGAGCACCUCCUGGGCCACCCCUGAGUUUGCACAGCAUUCAGCAGCGGCUCCAAUGGUGAAGAUGACGAGGUCCAAGACUUUUCAGGCAUACCUGCCUUCCUGCCACCGGACCUACAGCUGCAUCCAUUGCAGGGCCCACCUGGCCAACCACGAUGAACUCAUUUCUAAGUCGUUCCAAGGAAGUCAAGGACGAGCUUACCUCUUUAAUUCAGUAGUGAAUGUGGGCUGUGGACCUGCAGAGGAGCGAGUGCUGCUAACAGGGCUGCACGCCGUUGCAGACAUCUACUGUGAAAACUGCAAAACCACUCUGGGCUGGAAAUAUGAACACGCCUUUGAGAGCAGCCAGAAGUAUAAAGAAGGCAAAUACAUCAUUGAACUUGCACACAUGAUCAAGGACAAUGGCUGGGAUUGAACGGAGGGAGUGCCCCCCACCCAGUGUCUGAAUGAAUGCCAUCCAACUGAACAUUAUAUCCAAGAGGGGAGAGAGUGACUGAACGCUUGGUUCCAUCCCUUUAGAGGCUUUGGCAUCAGGAGCAUCCUCCCACCCUAUCUCCAUCUUUAUUGGUGACUGGCCUCUAAAUUGCUGUCUCUCUGUCUCUUUGCUUUGUAUCUGUUUGUGAGUUGACCCUGGCUUCUCUCUCUGUUCUAGUGUUGGCUAAAAACAACAGAUGCACCGAGAGCUUGGCAGCAUUCUACUUUAAGGAGAGUCCCAGGGACCCCCCUCCUUCCCCCCGGGUGGGCGGCCUUAGCUGUUCUGUGUCAGGAUAGCAGUUGUGUGGGGGCACGAGAAGGGAAGGGAGCCCCGAGUGUCCUGGGGCAGGGGCGGGCACGGGAGGGUGGAGGUAGGAACUGCUGCUCCUUAAAAAUUCUGGGAACCUAGGAACCUUGAAACUAUCAACUUGUCCAAAAGGACAAAAAGAAGAUUUUAAAAAAAAUACCUCAUGACUGAAUUAUCUUUGAAACUUCUGUUCCUGACACCCAACAACAACGUGCCAGUUUAGGCUGAGAGGUGGGCACGACUGCUGACAUUCAUGCAGUGGUAGGGGCAAGGGUCUGAUGGCGUGGGCUGGUUUGGGGGCCCCCUGGCUUAGCAACAGUCAGUGACUCUGGUGAGCCUGUGAUUUGUUCCCUAUCUGGAUCCACCUCUGCCCACUCCCACUCCACGUUCUCACUUGUGAUCCCCCAAUCACAAGUAUUCAGGACCUAGUAUUCCCCCGGCGAGUUAAGGAGGCCAAUGACUUUGACCUGCAACCUAGUAAGUCCUGUAUUUUCAGGGGACAGCAAAUUAGGAGCCAAGACAGCUCCAGUAUCAGGCAAGGAAACCAUAGGAAAGCCAGCAGAGUUAAAAGAACCCUAUCUGCCUGACCCAUGACC